This is a messenger RNA of Rosa rugosa (rugosa rose), 480 nucleotides long. RefSeq lists its product as uncharacterized. The transcript has a single exon. Lineage: Eukaryota; Viridiplantae; Streptophyta; Magnoliopsida; Rosales; Rosaceae. The coding region runs from base 1 to 480 and encodes 159 amino acids. The record is from RefSeq and is a predicted model, not a curated record.
AUGAAUGAUGACGACGAUAUUGAUGAAGAAUAUGAAGAAUCGUUACUUGUUCAAAUAGAAGAAGAACGUCUUGCUAAGAAGAAUUCAAAGAGAGGUCGUCGUGGUUCUAUUAUGGGUCACAAUAUUGUUGAACGUGAUCCAAUCGAGGGUCACGAAAGACUUUAUCGUGACUACUUUGCCAAUCCUCCAAAAUAUGGGGCUCGUCUUUUUCGAAGGAGGUUCAGAAUGAAGCAAGCUCUUUUCCUUCGAAUUCAUGAUGCUGUCAUUGCACACGAUAAUUAUUUUGUUCAAAGAAGGAAUGCUGCUGGGCGUCUUGGUUUGUCAUCACUUCAAAAGGUAACAGCCGCUUUUCGAAUGCUUGCUUAUGGUGUUACAGCCGAUUAUGUAGAUGAGUAUGUGCAGAUUGGUGAAAGCACCGCUAUAGAAAGUCUCAAAAGAUUCGUUGUAGCAGUUGUUGAAGUGUUCGGUGAUGAGUACUAG